CAGUCUGCACUCGCAUGUCCACGAGGUUGCUCGCACGGGCCUGGCGCCUUCCUCUUGUAAUCACCCCUCUCUUGCACCUGGCUCACCACGUUUAGUGCAUUACCAGAGACCCGUACCCGGGUGACCGAGCUACUAGUUGAGGUACUCGUCGGGUAUUAUCAUUCGUCGAGAGGUUAGGUCAGAGUGGCCUAUCGUGGCGGGAUUAUAUGACUCGUUUGAAUUUGAAUUCACCCGCGUCACAUCGUUUCGUCAAUCGAAUUGUUAUUCGUUUGUUGUUUUUUAAUAUACUAUAUCGUGAUUAACAAGUUUCGAACUACACGUUACGACAGUUGUCAAACGAGUUUACAAUUUAUCGAAGCUAUACAAGAACGUCGAACCGCGUGACAACCGCGCGUUGAGGUUAGGUUGUUCGCUGCUUAACGCGCCUUUUUCGAAUAGAUUGCUCGGGACUUUAUUCCGAUUUAAUCGAUUUAUACGGAUAUUAGUGUGAAGGAACUGUUGGUGAUAAGAACACGUUCCUAAGCGACGGAUAAGGACGAUGGGACCCGUGGAAAUAGAGUGAAUGUUUUCGAACGGUCGUAUUUCGUGCAGUGACUUCUUUGGUGUACAGCAAAAUAUGGAUAAUUCUGCGUAUGUGCCGAAUCAUCUACCGCCGCCAUCCCUGGUCGUGUUUUCACAGGCCGGGGGGCUGCCGGAGGCUCUGAGAAUGCAAAGACCCUUCAAUCCACAAGUGACCGACUCGAAGGAUCUCCAAGUACCGUUCAGCACCGCGGCAUCUCUCGGCUACGGCCUCCAUCAUAUGCUCCACCUGCCGCCCCAAUUUCUCCACCCUUUGGAUCACCGUUUGCCGUUCGGUGGGUUCAGGCCCCUCGGCCCCUCGGCCUUCGCCCCGCCUAGCAAGUGUUUGAAAGUAGAGACCGGGAACGGGCCCGUGGCCGGGUCCGGGUUGCCGAGCAUCGGCUCGCUCUCCACCAUGUCGAACAUGUUCUCGCCCUCGUCCCUGUCCUCCGCGAGCGGAGGCGCGGUGGUCUCCGUCUCCGGGGCGUCGGCGGGCAUCGGGGGCGUUGGAGGCGUCGGGGGAGGCGCGAGCGGCGCGUCCGGGCAGGAAGUGGCGCCCCAGAGCCCGGCCGGGUCCACGAGCCGAUCGCCAACAGGGACCGGGACCGGCUCCGUCCCGAAUCGAGGAACCACGCCGGAGGACGAGGAUCGGGACGCCAAUGCUACGCCCGGAUCCGAGAACACCGAGCGCUCCACGCCCGAGGAGGGACGCCCUUACAGACGUAAGAAGAAAUUUCCAUCGGAUCCAUCCUGCUGCCCGGCGUGCGGAGUGACCGUAAGGCCGCAGGAGCUCGAGCAACAUUUCGCCCAGGAGCUCGACAGACUUUACAAGAUAUCCUCGGCCUCCUCUCGAGCACGAGCUUCAAGGUCGAGCUUGCCACCCGGUCAUCCCCAGGAUCAUCCUCACGGCCCGAUGCUCCAUGCACCCUCGACCGCCGACGGCACCCCUCAUGGAAGGUGGGAGACUUACAAAAGGAUCAAGGCCAAUAGACAGGCCAGGAUCCGCGUGAAGAACCGGAAACGGAAAGCGGACGAGCCAUCCUGCCCCGUGUGCAGCGAGAGGCUGUCCGGCACGCCCGAGGAAUUGAACCAACACGUGGAAAGAUGCUUAAACAAACACAAUAACGGAAAUCCUGCUGGGCAAAACAAUUUGGACGAGGAGGAGGUGGACGUGGAGGGCGAUGCGGAAACUUUCGAGGAAUACGAGUGGGCCGGGCAGAGGAGAGUACGGGCGUCGUCCAUGCUCGUCGGAGGAUUUUCUGCCGCAGGUUUGGCGACGUCGUCGAGCAAUCGUUCGUCGGCCGGUGGCAACAGCGGAUCGAACCACCAGGAGGAGGAGGACGUGGAUCUGGUGGUCGACGGGGACGACGCGGCCGAGUUCGGGCCAGCACAGUAUUCCGAGGCCGACGUGGUCGCGCCUCGCAUGGACGGGACGCCGAGGGAGCAGAAGGAGAGAGACGCCCUUCGGGAAGCGGUGAUAUCGCCGAACGCGCCCAACACGCCUCACACGCCCGAGCAAAUCGGCCAAGGUUUGGUGGAGGUGAAGCCUGAACCGGGGACGACGACCCCACUCGGGCAGAGCGAGCAGGACGAGGGCGUCUCGACGUCGCCCAGAAGGGAUGGCGACACGCCGGUGAUCGAGGCGCUCAGAGGAAGGAUUCGGGAACUCGAGGCGGAAAUGCGCGGCCAACCGUUCAAAUGUCUCAUUUGUAUGGAGCAAUAUAAGAAACCGGUGACUUCUGUCUGCUGCUGGCACGUGCAUUGCGAGCAAUGUUGGUUACACACGUUGGGUGCGAAAAAGCUGUGUCCACAGUGCAACAUGAUAACGUCGCCUUCGGAUUUGCGACGUAUCUACAUGUGAAGGGAGUUGCCAACAAACAGGAAGCCGUUGGUUCCCGUGUUGUUCGUAGGGAAAAAUCGAUCGUGAAAAAAAAAUUUGGGGGCAGGGGUGGGAGGGGGGAAGUGAAGAAAAGAAAAGGAAAGAAAGGGAAAAAAGAGAUAAUGUUUCAAAAUGUUUCACACAAUCGUGUAAAUAUCUGUAUAUAUUUAUGCGUCACGUUAAAUUAAACUCCUUUUAGAUUUACCACGUACGGAUACGCACUGUAGCGUUAGUUUAAUUAAGCCGUGAAAGGCGCGCGUGAAUGAUGUCUCGAUCGAACCGAGUCAAGCAAUGUCGAUCAUGCUUUUAUAUCAUUCGUCACGCAGACCAAUUUUCAUUGUGCUAUAAUAUAUAUAUAUAAAAUACUUUCACGUUCCCAAUAAGUUAUU
Apis florea (little honeybee) is the source of this 2826-nucleotide messenger RNA. Its product is annotated as E3 ubiquitin-protein ligase Rnf220. Gene Ontology annotation, molecular function: metal ion binding; ubiquitin protein ligase activity. The record is from RefSeq and is a predicted model, not a curated record. Lineage: Eukaryota; Metazoa; Arthropoda; Insecta; Hymenoptera; Apidae. Gene Ontology annotation, biological process: protein ubiquitination.